UGAAAAUCGAAACUCCAGUGUUAGAAAUGUCUCUCAAUUCCAAUAAUUAAUUAUUAGUAAUAAUUUGAUAGUAUCUAAAUUCUCUGCGGUCUCUGUUUCUCCGUCUUUGGGUCGAUUCAGGGAGUUCGGGGGCGAGAGCUUCAGAGAGCAGCCAAUCUCCUCCCUCGUAUUGCAGUACACUUUCAGUUUCAGAACAUAUUAUAUAUAUAUAUAUAUAUAUAUACAGACACGAAAACUCGGACACAUAUACAUAGAAGGGGAUGAUGGAUUUGGAUCUGUGGAUUUCCAAGGUUAAAGAGGGCCAACAUUUGUCCGAAGACGAGCUUCAGCUUUUAUGCGAAUAUGUGAAGGAGAUCCUGAUUGAGGAGUCCAACGUGCAGCCUGUCAAUAGUCCAGUUACUGUUUGUGGUGACAUACAUGGCCAAUUCCAUGAUUUAAUGAAACUCUUCCAGACAGGUGGACAUGUACCGGAGACAAAUUACAUUUUUAUGGGAGAUUUUGUUGACCGUGGGUACAAUAGUCUUGAGGUUUUCACAAUUCUUUUGCUUCUUAAAGCGAGAUACCCUGCUAACAUUACCCUUCUACGUGGAAAUCAUGAAAGCAGGCAACUUACUCAGGUCUAUGGUUUCUAUGAUGAAUGCCAACGAAAGUAUGGAAAUGCUAAUGCUUGGCGGUACUGCACUGACGUUUUUGACUAUCUAACUCUCUCAGCAAUUAUAGAUGGAACGGUACUCUGUGUCCAUGGUGGUCUUUCUCCUGAUAUUCGAACUGUUGACCAGAUUAGGGUCAUUGAACGAAAUUGUGAAAUUCCCCAUGAAGGGCCCUUCUGUGACCUUAUGUGGAGUGACCCUGAAGAUAUUGAAACGUGGGCAGUCAGUCCUCGGGGAGCAGGCUGGCUUUUUGGGUCCAGGGUUACUUCUGAGUUCAAUCAUAUCAACAAACUCGAUCUGGUUUGCCGGGCUCAUCAACUUGUGCAGGAAGGUCUGAAGUACAUGUUUCAGGAUAAAGGCCUUGUAACUGUGUGGUCUGCGCCAAAUUAUUGUUAUCGCUGUGGCAAUGUAGCUUCUAUAUUGAGCUUCAAUGAGAAUAUGGAAAGAGAGGUGAAGUUCUUCACUGAAACAGAGGAAAACAACCAAAUGAGAGGACCCAGGACAGGAGUACCAUAUUUCUUAUGAGAAUUUGUCCACUCUUUUCUUGUAAUAUUAAUUUCAAAAUUUGGCACUUUUGCUGGGGGGAAAGAAAGGAGAAAGAAAAACAUUUGCUCAGAGGAACCCUGUAUACGCAAAUAUUUGCGAGGGGAUUGCUUGCUAUUCUUACAGGUUGGAUGUGCAGCCAAGCUUCUUUGUGGGUUAACCUGCUGCUCUUGAAUAACUUGCUUGUGUAUUAAAGACCAGUUAAUGAUUCCUUUUUUGCUUCCCUUGUUUCAUUAUAAUUGAUCUUACGUCUAGGUUGAUUUUGUGGAUUUAUGUUGGAUCAGAUUAUGAGCUCAUAGAUUAGUAGCUGGCCAAUCCAAGAUUGUUAUUGAUUGUCUGGAACUUUCAGAUUAAAUCUCCAGACCUGGAUAAUAUAUAUGUUUAUUUACA
Cornus florida is the source of this 1583-nucleotide messenger RNA. RefSeq names its product phytochrome-associated serine/threonine-protein phosphatase. Gene Ontology annotation, molecular function: protein serine/threonine phosphatase activity. The coding region runs from base 261 to 1175 and encodes 304 amino acids. Gene Ontology annotation, cellular component: cytoplasm. The record is from RefSeq and is a predicted model, not a curated record. NCBI's taxonomy places the organism in Eukaryota, Viridiplantae, Streptophyta, Magnoliopsida, Cornales, Cornaceae. The transcript is spliced from 10 exons. Gene Ontology annotation, biological process: peptidyl-serine dephosphorylation.